AUGGAAUCUAGACGGAUUUUCAAUUUCUCACUGAUCAAAUUUCUUCAAACUUCGUGGUUCCAACGCUAUCAGACGCUUCUUUACAGACUUCUGGGAAGAAGCCAGACGCCGUCCAUUGAAGUUAAGCCAACCGUCGUCGUUCCGGAAAUCAAACCAUCUCGCCAAAUGCAUUCGACUAUUGCUAGCAACGCGGCAGCGGUCCGUAUUCCCAUGAUCAAAUUCAUCGGAGCCCGAUUGCCGCGACCACAUUUCGACCGAACCACUCUGCCUCCCCUUCAAGUCGCCGGAAACAUUGCCGUAUCUGCUCCAGCCAAGCCAUCGUCAAUUGGACCCGUCGGAAAAAUUCCAAGAGGACAAGGAAUCGAUCAUACCUUACUUCCAGCAAAGUUCCAAAGACCAGGAUUGUCGGAAGAAGAGAUUGAGGCAGUUAAUAGCGGAUUCUUCUACUCGCGUUAA
This is a messenger RNA of Caenorhabditis bovis, 456 nucleotides long. NCBI's taxonomy places the organism in Eukaryota, Metazoa, Nematoda, Chromadorea, Rhabditida, Rhabditidae. The record is from the annotation of a GenBank genome assembly.